CAAACUUCAGGGUUACUAUCGUGUAUUCCAGUGACCGACUACCGUGGUUUCCUGUGAUCGUUUAAAAAUUUGGGAAAGUUUGCCGAGUUUAAUGGCAAUGGAUUGAAUUUCUGGGCCGGUUUCGUACUUCCGGGACUCUGUUUCCUGUAAAGUUAUCACAUGUUCUGUGGUUGUUAUGGAGUUGUUUAUUAUUAAACAUUUUAAAGAGAACAGAUGCCGAAUUCACUAUUUUUCGUGAUGUGUAUAAAACUAUGGUUAUCGAGCUUAUUACCCCCUAAAUGAGUCCAAGAAAAUGAAUUUCUCAAACGAACAUUAUUUAGGAUGUUUCUCCAAUGUUAUGAUUUGCAUUCUCCUUGCAUGCAUAUACGUAGGAAGCUUAUAUAUUUGGCCAAAUACUCAUGGAAGAGAUCACCCAUCAACUAUAAAAAGACGUUUCCUUAGCGUUUUUAUAAUUUCAUUUUUCUCUGCUGUUGUUGUUUAUAUCUUUGCUGACAGAUCUUACUUUGGAUAUGAUGUCAGUUACUGGUCACUUGUGGGUAUCCAAGCAUCAGGCUUACUUCAAGCUAUAAUAAUACCUUUGUUUCUAACUAUGGUUCUUUUUUUGGGCCCAUUAUCUUUGCAUUAUAACGAUGGUCAAUAUAAUACAUUUUUUGAUUUUAAAGUUUGGAUACAUUGCUUAACUAAUGUUAUAUGGUUAAGAAAUCAUGUGAUAGCUCCUAUUUUUGAAGAAUUCACUUUCAGAGCUUGUAUGUUGCCAAUAUUAGUGCCAUGUUUUGGAAAUAAGACUUCUGUGAUUUUAUGUCCAUUAUUUUUUGGCAUAGCUCAUCUGCAUCUUCUGAAUGAAAAAUUAGCUCGUGGAGCAAGACCUAAAGUAGCCAUUCUACAAUCCUUGUUUCAGCUUGCCUAUACUACAGUGUUUGGUGCUUAUUCAUCUUUUCUCUUUUUAAGAACGGGACAUUUUGCUGCCCCUUCAGUAGCCCAUGCCUUUUGCAACCACAUGGGAUUUCCUGAUUUUGGCCAACUCCUUGCAUUAGAUCAACCAAAACAGUCCAUAAUUAUGAUGUGUUUUGUUGUGGGUCUAUUUCUUUGGAUUAUUCUUUUGAAGCCUCUAACUGAUCCAGAAUUGUAUGGUAACUCAGUAUACUGGCCUGUGAUGUUGUGAUUAGUGUGCUUAUAAAUAUAGGUGCUUAUAUGUUUUUUUUAUAUUUUCAUUGUAAUGUCUAUUAAAGUUUUCUAAUAAAUGUUAAAUAUAUUUUUAUUGCAUAAAAAAUUGCACUUGAAAUAAUAGUGUCUUGAAUAUAUAUACAAUCCCCUUUAUUUUGUUUUAUUAACAUUAUAUGUACAACUUGCUUUGCAAUAUUUUCAUAAAUACUUACUUUUCAAGAUAUACAGAAAGUUUGCCUGUCAUAUAACAGUAAAAAUUAUUUUUCUAAAGUAUUACAGAUAAAUGUGCAAAUACUUAAAAAUUGGAGACUAAAUAUUCAAUAUGGACCCUUAUUCGCAAAAAAAUUUCCGAUUUGAAGUGAAACUUUUAUUUAUUUGUAUGGAAAUUAAAUUCAAAUUAAUCUUUCCAUUGUCUUUUUUAUUUUUGGUGAUUAAAUACGUUGAGAAAAAAAAAUUUUGUUGUUUAAUAAGACUUAAUCUGUGUCAUAUCAAUUGUUUCCUUUUAAAUACUUGAAAAAUUAUGUGUAUCACUACAAGAAGCAGCAGAAUAAUUGCUCAUUAACUACAGAAAAGUAUCUUUGCUUGUUAGCAUUCUAGACAUAUAAAAUAAAAGCCCACAAUAAUUUCAGCAUUUAAAUUAUUCUUAUCAAGUACUCUAUUCUUUUCACUUAAGUUAGUCAUUGUAAUUUUCUCAAACUAUCAGUUCAUCCCGGAUUUUGAAAAACUCAUGCUUUUUUAAAAUAACACAAAAACAUCUGGAAAGUGGAGCCUAGGCUUUUGUGAGAUUUUUGUUUUAAAUCUUAAAUUCACUUUUGUACUUUCAAAACUACUGUAUAUUUUUUUAAAAAAAAAAAUUUUUUUAUGAGAUUUUAAUGCUUUAAAAUUUAUUUAACUAUGUACCUACCUCACAAUACAAUAAAAUAAUUUCAGUGCUUCUGUCUUCAUGUUUGUUGAUUCGGAAAAAAUGGCAGCACAUUAUCAAAAAUUAAUUUUAAUAUUUGUGCCACUUUUGAAGAAUAAGUAAUCAGAAUAAUAACUAAUGAUGUGAUUAAUGAAAAAAAUUUGAAAUAGUACUGAAUUUUGAUUUAAGUUUUAUUAAUAAAAUUCAUCAGUCUUAAA
Messenger RNA from Parasteatoda tepidariorum (common house spider), 2283 nucleotides. It is a transcript of the gene Sras, whose product is annotated as Ras converting CAAX endopeptidase Sras. The record is from RefSeq and is a predicted model, not a curated record. Lineage: Eukaryota; Metazoa; Arthropoda; Arachnida; Araneae; Theridiidae. Gene Ontology annotation, cellular component: endoplasmic reticulum membrane. Gene Ontology annotation, molecular function: metalloendopeptidase activity. Gene Ontology annotation, biological process: CAAX-box protein processing.